This is a messenger RNA of Dreissena polymorpha, 2228 nucleotides long. Its product is annotated as ankyrin repeat and protein kinase domain-containing protein 1-like. NCBI's taxonomy places the organism in Eukaryota, Metazoa, Mollusca, Bivalvia, Myida, Dreissenidae. Bases 50 to 1246 code for a protein of 398 amino acids. Gene Ontology annotation, biological process: intracellular signal transduction. Gene Ontology annotation, molecular function: protein binding. The transcript is spliced from 3 exons. The record is from RefSeq and is a predicted model, not a curated record.
CUUGAAACCACAUGCUUAUAUGUGAUCCCGGCGGAGGCAUAUUUGUGCAAUGUCGAGUGUUAUAGAUUGCAUCACAGAAGGCAGCGUCUGGAAGCUUAAGCAGCUCCUUCCAACGCUCGGCACGAAACACCUCAAUCUGGGGCUUAUACAGGCAGCUAAACUCGGUACCACAGAAUGUUGUCAGUGCCUGAUAGGCGCUGGAGCGGAAAUCAACUUCGUCAGCAACGCCAACUACACACCUCUUACAACCGCCAUCAAACACAACAAACCGGAAGUUGUGCGGCUGCUUCUCUCAUCCGGGUGUUCUGCGGAAAACAAAGGCGGACUAAACAGCUAUCCGCUUCAUAUCGCGGUACAACACGGCUUUGAAAAGUGCGUAAACUUGCUACUGGAAUACGAUGCCUCAGUAAAUGUUAAGGAUGCUGAAGGUAAUACACCAAUAGUGCUAAGUGCUAUUAACGGUCAUUACGGAGCAAUGAGAAGUCUGAUUCAAGCCGGUUGUAAUAUAAAUGCCGCAAACAAACAUGGCUUGACAGCGUUGCAUUACGCCUGCCACAAAGCUCGUGGGUUCCAAGUGCUCUUGGACGCUGGGGCGGACCCGGAUGUAAGGGAUAAUGACAAUAUAACACCUAUAUUAAUGGCGGCAUCUGAAGGAUUCGAUGUCGUUGUGAAGGCCUUGGUAGAAGCUAAAUGUGAUGUGAAUAUUCCGAAUAACUCUGUUAAAAAGACUGCGUUACAUAUCCUGUCUUUUAAAGGUCACACCGAAUGUAUUAAUGCGCUGGUGUUUGGAGGCGCGGACAUAAACGCGUGCGAUGUCUAUAACAGAACACCGCUGUGGUAUGCCAUACAAAAUAAUAAAGUGAACGUGGUAAGGUUGCUAUUAAAAGCCUACAGUCACGUCGACACUUUCCAAUGCGGUGCCACUUCUACAUCAUACGACUGCCCAGCUCGUUUAGCGUUUCACAAUAAUAUGUUUGAUGUCGUAAAAUUCUUUAUUUUAACUGGAUAUGAUCAUUCUCACGUAAGAGAAAUUUUACAAAGUAACGCGUAUUCUGAUUGGCUGUUGUCAGUGGAAGAGUUUUACCAUUGGUCCGAUUUUGGAACUGGUGCGCAGACUUUGAAACAACUAUGUCGUAAGUGGAUUCGACAUCAUCUUGGGCGACAGUUUUACCACCACCUGCAAAUUCUACCUGUUCCGGAUAUAAUCAAGAGUUAUUUGUAUUUAGAAGAAUUACACGACCAUUAAUUUUAAACACAUUCUAAUGUUUACAUACGUUAGUUCUCCAUGCAAUGUUUGUUUGGCAUUCGUAAAGCUGGUACUUAGUUCCAUUAAGCAAAGCGUCGUCAAAUAAGAUUGGCUGUGUUCAAGCAGUAUUACUUUGAGUCGCAUUCUGAGAAAACUGGGCAUAAUGCAUGUGCCUAAAGUCCGCACAUGCUUAUCAGGGACGACACUUUCCGCCUUAAUUGGAUUUUUGCUAUAAAGAGACUUUAGUUAAACGAAAAAUGUCAUAUAAGCGGAAACUGUCGUCCCUGAUUAGCCCGUGGUGACUGCACAGGCUAAUCUGGGACGACACUUUACGCACAUGCACUGAGCCCAAAUUUCUCGGAACGCGGCUCAUAUAAUUAUACUUAUGUUCAUUGAUGGUCGUAUUAAUAAGAGACAUUUUGUUCAUAAACAGCAGCCGCGUCUGCUUGGUGACUUUGUCUUUACAAAACACAUUUUAGGAGUAAAAUAGAAUGGCUAUAAAUAAUCUUAAAAUCAGUAAUGUGUCUCGGAGUUAACAAUCAAGGGAGACAAUGUCAAUAGUACUCUAUUACGUUGAGGUGAAAUGGUCUUUUCUUACCUUAGAACUAACUUUAUCAGCUGCAAAAGUCUCUGCUUUCAAGUAUAACAUUGAGUCGCGUUCUGAGAAAACUGGGCCUUCGGCUUCGGUCUAUAUACUUUUUGGGGCUGCCUGGCUGGUCACUAUUCUGUCAUAGGGCCCUGAGUGAGGUUUUCUAUUUCUUAAUUAGCGACCCGAGCCACUGAUGUUUAGGAAUUCUACUAAAAUGCUCUUACGUCGCUAGAAGGAGAUUGCCGGUGUAUGUGUGCAAAAAGUCCCAAAUGUUUUGUUAGUUAUAUAAUUUUUGUAAUUACCUUUUAAUGCGAACUGAGAUGUUAACUCGGCCAGGUCGGAAGAACAUCUGACUGUUCUGAUAAAAAAACGCUCGCUUACAUACUGCUUAAU